Molecule: messenger RNA, 231 nt
Organism: Funneliformis caledonium
Lineage: Eukaryota; Fungi; Glomeromycota; Glomeromycetes; Glomerales; Glomeraceae
Source: the annotation of a GenBank genome assembly
AUGAUGAUUAAUCCUGAUUCUUCAACACAACGAGAUAGUAAACGACUAAAAAAUAUAAAUUUAACAGAAGCUGAAUGUUUAAUGUACAGUAUAUUAGCAGUAAUUAAUCAAAAAUUAAUACCAGAUGAUAAUUCUGAUGUUAAGAUUAUAGAUUUAACAAGUCUGAAUACAGUCUUUGAUGAUGAUGUUAGUUAUGAAGAUAUAUUAGAAGAUAAACCAAUUACUGAAUGA